AUGCUUGACCAAAAGAGAGAGAGACUUAGAAGACUUCAAGACUCUGACACAGGCCAAAAUUGUGGACUGAUUAAAACUAUUCAAAAGGAAAUAGAUGAGCUGCUUGAAGAGGAAGAACUCAAGUGGAGGCAGAGAGCAAAACAAAGGUGGCUUAAGGAUGGGGACAGGAAUACCAAAUACUUCCAUAGAUGUGCUACUCAUAGGAAACAAAUGAAUACAAUCAAAGUGAUUACCAGUGAGGAAGGAGUUAGAGAGCAUAGCCAAGAAGAGAAUAUUGAUGAAGCCUUGCAGUCUGUCCAACCGUGUGUAAGUGAAGAAAUGAACCUCUGGAUUACUAGGGCCUUUACUGAAGAGGAAGUGACAGCAGCUAUUAAAGGUAUGAACCCCCUUGGUUCUCCUGGCCCGGAUGGUUUCCCAACUGUUUUUUAUCAACAUCACUGGGGCACAGUUGGGAAGAGUGCUACAAAAGCAAUUCUUGAAGCUCUAAAUGGCAGUUGGGUGAACCUGGUUAUGGAGUGUGUUACAACUGUGAGUUACUCCUUGCUGGUUAAUGGUGUCCCUCAGAAGAUUUUCUACCCUACAAGAGUCACUGGUCAAAGGCUCAAUAUAGAGAAGACUUCCAUAUUCUACAACAGAAACACUAGGAAAGAGGUACAACAGGCUAUCCUUCAGCAAGCAGGGCUUAGAGCCCAUGGUCCUUUUGAUAAAUAUUUGGGACUCCCUUCUUAUGUUGGGAGGCAAAAAACCAAAGCAUUCACUUCAAUUGUGGACAGGAUCAAAUCUAAAAUGGCUAGCUGGAAGACAAAAGUGCUCUCACAAGGUGGAAAGGAAAUAUUGCUGAAAUCUGUAUUGCAAUCUAUCCCCACGUACAGCAUGGGAAUUUUUAAACUACCUAAGUCAAUCAUUAGGAUUCUCAACAGGCUACUACAGUCCUUUUGGUGGGGUCAAACAGAUAGCAAGUCAAAAGUCCACUGGUUAAGUUGGCAGACAAUGGGAAAACCCAAGGAUCAGGGGGGCAUGGGGUUUAGAGACUUUGAGUUUUUCAAUUUGGCAUUGCUGGCCAAACAAGGGUGGAGAAUCAUUCAAGACCCUACCUCCCUUGCAGCUCAGGUUCUGAAGGCCAAAUAUUUCUCAGGAUCAAACUUUUUCUCACAAAAGAUAAAAAUCUGGCAAGACAAGUGGCUCCUGAGCCUUUCUACUUUUAAUGUGCAAUCUCCUGUAAGAAUACUAAAUGCAGAGGCAAAAGUAGCAGAGCUAAUAGAUCCAGACACUGGACAAUGGAACUUAAACCUUAUCUAUGCCAUUUUCUCAGAACCUGAGGCCAAGAUAAUCAGCAGGAUGACUAUUAGCCAAUGUGAUAGUCAGGAUAUGAGGACGUGGAGGUGUUUAGAAAAUGGGAAAUUUACUGUUAGAAGUGCAUACCAUCUGCAAGGAACAAUGGAGGGAGAUAGGAAGGGGCAGUGCUCAAGUUUGAAUCAUAAUCCAAAGACCUGGAGGAAAAUGUGGAGCCUGCAAGCACCUCAAGCCACGAAGUCCUUUCUGUGGAGAGCAGCCAAGGAGUCCCUUCCCAUGUGUGUGAACUUGUUUAAAAGGAAGAUGGUUGAUUCUCCCCUCUGUCCAGUCUGCCACAGAGUUCCUGAGUCAGUUACUCAUGCCAUUUGGUCAUGUUCAGCUGCACAAGAUGUUUGGUCUAUGAGUGCUGGGAGAAUUCAGAAACUAAAUGUGGAAGGUGGCCCUUUUUUGGAGGUUCUGAAGCAGUACAAAAGCAGGGAAGAGUGCUGGAGUCCCACGGGUCUAAUGGUCAGGGAUAUUAAGCUUGUAUUGUCUAGAAUCUUCAAGAACACUCAAGAACUUCACUCGAUUUCACUCGAUUUCUCACUAAGGGGGAGAAAUGCUCUCAAGACUCAAGAGAAUGCUUGGAGGGGAGUUGUGGAGAAAUGGAGAAGUGAGGGAGGAGAGGAAGAAAGGCAGGAGUGGCUACUAAGUGAUCAUGCUUGGGUGGACAAAGAAAGGGGCAAAAUGGGUGAUGCUUCGACCAAGUGA
This is a messenger RNA of Carya illinoinensis, 2043 nucleotides long. RefSeq lists its product as uncharacterized. Bases 1 to 2043 code for a protein of 680 amino acids. NCBI's taxonomy places the organism in Eukaryota, Viridiplantae, Streptophyta, Magnoliopsida, Fagales, Juglandaceae. The transcript is spliced from 7 exons. The record is from RefSeq and is a predicted model, not a curated record.